AUGAGAAUUCCUCAUCAUGUUAUGUUCUCUGUACUUGUCCUAUUUCUUGUGUCUUCUCUUCUUGGCUCAUCAUUAGCAGCAAAGCUCUGCAGCGAUGGUGACAAGGACGGAGACAGUGGUUGUUACCGGUCUAGGGUUUUGGCUGCGCAACGAGCAGAUCGAGUGAAGGAGCUUCCGGGACAGCCGCCGGUGAAAUUUCGGCAAUACGCCGGUUACGUGACGGUGAAUGAAACACAUGGAAGAGCUUUGUUCUAUUGGUUCUUUGAAGCCACUCAUAAUCCAAACAAGAAACCUCUUCUUCUUUGGCUCAAUGGAGGUAACUCGCAUCCACUCAUUUUUUUUCUUUUUUAUGUAUGCGUCUCUCGGUCCGUAAAAACUAUUGGUUAA
Molecule: messenger RNA, 387 nt
Organism: Thlaspi arvense
Lineage: Eukaryota; Viridiplantae; Streptophyta; Magnoliopsida; Brassicales; Brassicaceae
Source: the annotation of a GenBank genome assembly